AUGAAAUCUGCUAAUAAAAGUAUUUCAGAUAUAUUUUUUCUGAAUCAACGAACCCCAUUAAGUGAUAUUAAAAAUUAAUCAACUUAUUUAGAUUAUUAUGAAGAGCAUUAAUAAUAAAUAUAGGUGCUUGAAAAAAAACUAUUAGAAUAACAAAAUAUUAAUUCAAAAUAAGCAGAAGAAAUAGAAUCAUUAAAAAGCGAUGUUCAAAUUGCUAAAAAAUUAAUAGAUUCUACAUAAAAUCAAUUAGAUUAAUUUUAUCAAGAAAUGAAGUAAAAAGAAGAAUAAUUAUAUAAUUUUGAAAAACAAAUAAGAGAAAAGGAAAUGGAAUUAAUAAAUAAAGAAUUAUCAUUAGUAAAUAGAUAAACAUAAACAGAAGAGACUUUUAUUUAAUCUAAUUAAGAAAAUAUAGAACCAGAACCAUAAAUUGAUAUUGAUAUUGCUCGACAUUUAUUUGAAAAAAGAAUUCAUAAAGAAUAUAAAGCAAUAUUAGAAAAAUAAUAAGAAUUAUAAGCAAGAGAAAAUGCUAUAAUUUUUAGAGAAAAUAAAAUUAAAGAAUUUAUGAGUAAACUAUCAUCUUAAAUGUGA
This is a messenger RNA of Paramecium primaurelia, 585 nucleotides long. The record is from the annotation of a GenBank genome assembly. Lineage: Eukaryota; Ciliophora; Oligohymenophorea; Peniculida; Parameciidae.